Molecule: messenger RNA, 1450 nt
Organism: Rhododendron vialii
Lineage: Eukaryota; Viridiplantae; Streptophyta; Magnoliopsida; Ericales; Ericaceae
Product: glucosidase 2 subunit beta
Exons: 5
Coding region: 41-658 (205 amino acids)
Biological process (GO): N-glycan processing
Cellular component (GO): glucosidase II complex
Source: RefSeq, a predicted model, not a curated record
CCUUAAAUACAGGACCAGAAGAAGUCUACGCACAACUGAGAUGGAGAGAACAAGUCUUCUUCAUCAGCGUCUCCGGACCAACUGUUACUACUCCCUCUCUCUCUUCUUCGUCUUCGCCCCUUUCUCUUCUUCUCUCCUCCCAAUCGGCAUCCACCCCCUAGAUGAGAAGUACUAUGCUACGGAGGUGAUUAAGUGCAGAGACGGAUCCAAAGCUUUCACCAGAGACCGUCUCAAUGACAAUUUCUGCGAUUGCUCUGAUGGUACCGAUGAACCCGGAACAUCAGCCUGUCCAACGAGUAAAUUUUACUGUAAGAAUGUGGGAAGUAUACCUCAGUUUUUGUUUUCUUCUCGGGUGAAUGAUCAUAUUUGUGAUUGUUGUGAUGGAAGUGACGAGUUUGACGGAAGCAUUAUUUGUUACAACACUUGUGUCAUGGGCGGGAAUGUUGCAUACAAUACAAUAAACUAUGGAUCGACAACUGCUGAUCUGGGUUCUGUUGAUGUGAAAGUAACUGGAAAGGGAGUGAUUCCGGAGGAUUCAACUCAGAAACUUCAAGGUUUGAAGACACUCAUAAUCAUACAGAUCAUCCUCAUUACUUUUUUGGUGGCUUUCUGUUUAUGCCGUAGACGUGUCAGAUCAAAAAGAAGAUAUCCCCGUUGAACAAGUUCACUCCGAGCUUGCCAUUCUGAAGCCAAAACAUACCAUUAAAUUGCUGACAUUGCCAAAAACUAAUAUCAUUCCUCUCUUCCCUUUUCCAAUACCUCCAAAGCCCCAAUCAGAGAUAAUUUUACAACCUUAACCAUAUUUUCUCCCUCAAGUUGCCUAUUCCUGCCUUCUCUCCUACACCCUGCACAGACCCCUCAUCCCCUUCCUCUUUCUAAUUCCAAUAUUCAAUCCCUUCGCCUUCAUUCUUACUCCCCAGACUCACUGUCUCCUUUUCACUGCAUGACUUGAUUGCUGCUCCUAUCUCAUAUAGGAUACAGCACUGGUAGUGGCUCUUGCAAUUGCAGUCUUCCAUAGGUCUGUGCUGUUGCUGCUCGAAAGUGGUGAUGCUGUAAUUUGUGGAAUUGGUGCAGUCAGAAGGGCCUCAGGGGUGGGAGAAAAGAUGAAAGGUACAGUGGCUAAAAGCCUAAAAGUGGGGGAUUGACAUCAAUGCAGGAAUUAGUGGUGAAAAUGGUCAGACUAUGGGCAGGUGAAGAGAUUUGGAAAGCAGUCGCGAUGGUUCUGGUUUUGGAGACGGCAGAUUCUUGUUGGGUUGGAACGCAGAGUAUUGUAGCACUUUGUUGCGAUUAGUAAUAGUAUCUAAAACUAAAAUACACAUUUAUGCCUUGAGUUUGAAUUUCUGGUGCCUUUUAGAUUUACAUGACCUUUUGAUUAUUUCGGAUUUCCAAAAUCUGUAUGAACUGCAACCAAGUCAAUUAUCCCAUAUGCUACUUGCCACCCCCUUUCAUC